This is a messenger RNA of Guillardia theta CCMP2712, 2927 nucleotides long. RefSeq lists its product as hypothetical. Gene Ontology annotation, molecular function: protein binding. NCBI's taxonomy places the organism in Eukaryota, Cryptophyceae, Pyrenomonadales, Geminigeraceae. The record is from RefSeq and is a predicted model, not a curated record. Bases 1 to 2886 code for a protein of 961 amino acids. The transcript is spliced from 10 exons.
AUGACUAUGAUGAGCACCUGCUGCUUGCUGCUGCUGCUGCUGAGCAUGCAGGACCCUCAGGGAGCCAGCACAUUGGCAGGUGGUUUCACCAUGUACGGCAUGCAAAGGAGUGAGGCGGACAUCGGCGGCGCAGACGAGAAUGAUGCUAUGAGAACUCUGCAGGCAGCCAGUGGUGGCAACACGCGGCUUCUUUCUGCAGACGCCAUGCUGUCCUCACAGGAGCGUUGGCUUCGACCAUACUUCGACAGGAAAGCCAUGGGGUAUUCGGGCAAGUCGCAGUCAAGGGUCGAGAUGCUACACCAGAGCGAGGAGCAUGACGCCUUCUCGCCGCAAGAGCCAUGGGAUCAUUUGAGCGACUUCAAGAACCAGUUCUACGUGAACUACGAGGGGACUGCUGAGGAUACUCCUGAUCAGUUCGCUCCUGAGGAACCCUGGUCGAACCUCCCCGAGCAUGCUCAGCUUGAGUUCCAGUACGCUGACAUGAAGCAGUCCUGUCUGUCAGGAGGAGACAAGUUCUCGUGGGAUGCUGAUAGCCACAGCUGCAUGAAGGAGGGCAAACCCAUCCCCUCCUUGACCUGGGGCAGCAGGGACGGGGACUCCGAGAGUCAGGCGACGGAAGGACCGUUCAACUACAAGAUGGUGAUCCCUGCAGGUGAGGUUGACCAGUACGGGUGGAGGACGCCGACACCUCACAUGCGGGAUAACACGCUAGACUAUCAGACGAAAGAUCUCGAGCGAGAGUGCUAUGACAAGAUGAAGGAUGUGAAGCAUGGAGGAAAGUUUUACCAGUGGGACGCGGUCAAGCAUGCGUGCGUGAACGUGCUGGGGGAGGAGGGAGAGGUGGAUCAGUAUGGGUGGAGGGCCAAGGCAAACCCUCCAGCCUCGAAGUCCAACAGCCUCGACCAGCUGAGCUUCGUGAGGAGCGACGUGGAGCACCUUUGCCACCUGCGAAUCCAGCAGGACGCCAGGAAAGGAAUCUCCGAGUUCAAGUGGGACGGGGAGAAACGUCGGUGCGUCUCUCUCCUCCACAGCUCAGGCCGAGCAGACCAGAGAGGCUGGAGGGCGAGGAGGAAGAGGAGCAAGAAACUCCCCGCGUACCCGCUGGAGUGGAACUAUGUGGACCUAAAGGCCGAUUGCUUGUCGAGGGGGCCGGAGUAUCAGUGGAAGGCGCAUAUGUCCCGUCACGGAGAGUGUGUGAGGUGGGGCAACAAGAUCAGGACGCACCUGAAAGCUCUUGCGCACGGGCCCUUCGACUUCGUUAAGUCCGACCUGCGGGUCGAGUGCGAGCGUCGGGGGAGAGUCUGGAACGAGGAGGAGAAGGCGUGCUAUAGGAAGCUGUCUGCUGCGAGCUCAGGGAUCGUCGAUCAGUAUGGAUGGAGGAAGAGGAAGGUUGAGAAGCCAAGACAGCCCCAGGAGCCAACCGGCUUCCCGCUCCACCAGACCCUCCAGCAGUUCCAGCUGGCGGAUUACGUGGCGGAAUGCAAGAGGCUCAACGGUUUUAUCAAGCAGCUGCAGGACCCGGACCGGCUGGAGUGCGUCUCCGAGGAGGACUGCAUGGUGACCGACGACAAGGGGACGCGGUUUGACUGCAAGGCCGCAAACAUCGAGACGUUCGGUGACCUUCUCAUCGCCCGCGGCUCCUCCCUCCCCAUCGAUCAGUUCAAUCCGGGGGGAUCCGAAGCUCCGCACGCCUACACGCCUCCGCUCAAAGUUGACGCGAGCGUGCAACGGCAGCAAGGGGAAGGCGUGACCCCUCUGCCCAACGCCAACGCAGAUCUGCACGGGAAGGACGUGGGCACCUUCGUCGACAGAGCCCCUCGCGGCAGCUUCUGGACCUCCGGAUCGAACACGGCUAACGGCAGCCCCGCGACCUUCUUUUUCAACCACGAGACCAACGAGAUCAGGUGGCUCAAACCCCAGCUGCCUCCCAGGUGCACGCGGGAGACCAACGGCCUCGGAAAGGUUCCCGGGUGCGACUGGAAGAAGGAGAUCGAUCUUUCCUCGGGCGAGCAGUUCUGGAAGAAUCGCGAGACGGGCCAGAAGACCUGGCAGGAUCCUUUCAAGAAGGAUAAGGAGGAGGGCGAGCAGCGGAUACCUGAGCCCAGCAAGCUGGGAACCUGGAGCGGGCAGCGGGGAGGAAAUCCCUUCUGGUCGCCAGAGUUCACCAAGGCGAAGCUCGGAGCUCACACCUCCGUGCUGAACCUCAAGGCGAAGAAGCAGAGCUCGUGCGGAGGAGCCUCAGGCGACUGCAUGGACGAGACAGAUCUGGUGAAAGAGCGAGAUGCGUUCAAUCCGGAUACUGCUCCAGUCAUCGUGCGAGGAAACAAGGGCUCGUUCUGGGACAGCGGGGAGGAGAAGAGUCAGGAGAAGAAGGAGAUGAAGGGCAGGCAGCAAGAGCUGGCGAUGAUCUACGGAGUCACCAUCCCUGACUCGGACGCGAGGAGGUUCUUCGGUCAAGAUUUCUCUUCCUCCUACAAGCAGCCCAGCAAGCAGGAAGUGGACGAGCUCGUCAAGAAAUACGCGCGGGAAUGGGAAAGCUCGCAUCCACCGAUGAACGCCACACAGGAGGCGCAGGAGGAGGAGAAGGAGAAAGAGGAGAAGAAAGAGGAGAAGAAGGACAGCUCGUCCGAGGAGGAGGUCAAGUGGCCGACAAUGCCCGUGUACGGCAGGAAAUAUCGCAAGCGGGGGAGGACGCAGUGGUGCGAGUGGGAGGGGAGCGGCGGGCAGAUGGUCCCCUGCCAGCUGGGUGCGGACGGUGCCUGGUACUCGGACCCGGUCUCAACGGGGAUAUGGCGACAACUGCGGCCUAACCACGAGACUCUUGUCGGAAAUGGCGUAUGGAGGUUCCCCGACUCGAGGCCUCCUGAGGCGCGACAACCGUCUUGAGCAACUUUAAUGUUGAGAGAAUGAAUAGAAAGACAACAGCA